Molecule: messenger RNA, 1503 nt
Organism: Puccinia triticina
Lineage: Eukaryota; Fungi; Basidiomycota; Pucciniomycetes; Pucciniales; Pucciniaceae
Exons: 6
Coding region: 1-1503 (500 amino acids)
Source: RefSeq, a predicted model, not a curated record
AUGGCCCCGCACGCCGUCCGGCUCGACUCUAUCUGGGGUUCCUAUUCGGUCGAGUCGAACGAUCCAACCUCUAGUUACCAAUGGUCUGUGGCCUCCGUUCAGAGCCCGCGCAUGGGGCAAAAGGACUACGGGUCCUUAAGUCCCUAUGAGUCCUCACAGAAUCCGAGACCCUACUAUCGUACCUACUUUUCCCCGUCCCCUUACCCGUUACGAGCCCGCGGGGCCUCUGCUAGCGCUUCAACUCGACCAGGUUCCUCUGUACACAACCCUAUCCUUAUCAUGGACGGGCCUAUGUACAGAGGCGGGGUGAUUCGUCCUUCAUGGUUCCAAUGGUCCCGCCAGCGUUUGGAAGCGUUCAACCGCCCCAAUCGACCUCGAACCCGAGUCAAUCGCUCAGCUGAUGGCCCGGCUUCUCCGGAUCAUCGGCCUUUUGUCGUUGCCGGAUCGGCGAUGGCCCAAGUGGCUUCGAUUAUCGCAUCCAGUGAUCGUCCGGAUUCCCCGUCCGAACUCCGGACCCCGUCGCCCUCCCCGUCGCGGGUUCCCCCCGGGUUGGUGGGCCUCCACCCCCGCUUUCAGGGUGCGGAUGCAGCCAGUCCCGGCCAGGCGUCUCCAGUAUACCAACCUCGCCUCCCGGGUGAGAGAUCGCAUCCCAACUCGCCCGUUUAUCGACCCGCUUCCGACGAAGCCGACAAUCCAUUCUUAGUAUCCAACCGAGUUGUCAUAGGCGACGAGUGGCUGGUACCGGCUGCUCCUCGUCCCAGCAACCUCACUUCGCCGGCUAUCAGCUGUCGAAACUCGAUCGCAGAUUCGUCCGAGUACGGGUCUCAUUCCUCGGCCGAGUAUGGGGAUCGUUCCCAGGGUUCGGGUGCGUCAGGCUCAUCUCAAUCCGGGGAAGCUACUGCCGAGACCGAUCGCGCCGAUGAUGGGAUGGACCUCCUUAUUGAGUGGUCGGGUGGUGUCCCUCCACCCCCUGAGUGGGAUGAUACGUGGACCACCUUACCCGACUGGCUUAACCAGCCCGCGCCUACUGGUAACGAGCCCAACGGUCAUCAACCCAUCGAGGUUGAUGCCGUUGAUCCUGAAGGUGGUGCCGAUGCCGACGGCGUUGAUGAUGCCGAUGGUGAUGCCGAUGGUGAGGCCGAUGCCGAUGGUGUCACCGAGACUGAUCUGGCGGACGACGUCAGCAUGAGUAGCAUUUCUCGUGCUUCCACCCCCUCCAUCAUUGGUCAACCCCCGAUCGAGGAUUACCCCUUCUUAAGCGACCUCCAAGUCCAAGCUCUCCUGGAGCCCCAUCGUCCCUUAGCUAUCAAGCAUCGUGCUUGUUUCGCAAUCGACUCCGAGGCCUAUACUAGGCUCUAUCACACUUUUGCUCGAGCCUUCGUACCCUACUGCCAGCAGAUUCCCAACGAGGUCGUCAACGGUCGAAUCCAGCGAGUUCACAUCUUCCAGGUCGUAUCCGAAGAGUUUCGAUCUACCAUGCGUCAAGCUGGCUACGAUGACUAG